Molecule: messenger RNA, 1726 nt
Organism: Aedes albopictus (Asian tiger mosquito)
Lineage: Eukaryota; Metazoa; Arthropoda; Insecta; Diptera; Culicidae
Gene: PolD3
Product: DNA polymerase delta subunit 3
Exons: 4
Coding region: 146-1615 (489 amino acids)
Biological process (GO): DNA synthesis involved in UV-damage excision repair; DNA replication; DNA strand elongation involved in DNA replication
Cellular component (GO): delta DNA polymerase complex; nucleus
Molecular function (GO): DNA-directed DNA polymerase activity
Source: RefSeq, a predicted model, not a curated record
AAUUUUAGGCGACUGGUGUUGUGAUUUUCGUUCAAUUUUGCGCGCAGUUUCCGUGAAAAUUCGUGAAAAAUAAUCUGUAGCCAAAGAAUUCAACCUUUUGGCCAGAUCCCGCUAAGUGUCCGCCACCGCCUGAACCCGUUGCAUAAUGGAUGCCACCCUUGAAAAGUCUUGCCUCGAGGAAAUCAGCCACACCGUUCUGGAUGAUCAGCAGAAGAUUUCAGUACGCUCCAUUUCGAACAAUUACGGUUUGAACUUUCUGGAUGCUGUGAAGGUACUCCAACAAUGGAUAGACAAAAACGGCGCCAAGGCCAAUCUGCUCAAGGAGUUCAUCGUCCGGGGAAUCGAUGCCAAACGGGGCGGUGCGUUCAUUACGGUGGCAAAUGAGAAAAAGCUCAAAUCGAUCCAGGACAAGGCCAGUCAGGUUUCGAGCGUUUUGUACGCCGUCGAGGUCCAAUCGGAAUCAUCCCGGUCGUUGAAUAUUCCACAGGAACAGGAGUUCAAGGUGAUCAAUUUGCCUCUCAAAUCGGAUAAACGAGAUGUUAAGGUUUUCAUUCCGGUUGAGCCAACUCCUUCUGCGAGUGCCAAGCAGGAAUCGAAACCGAAGGCCAAUUCCAUGUUUGCAGCCAGCGGUGCCUCAAAACCGAAAGCGGAAGCGCCAAAACCGACGCCAGUUCCGGUCAAGGAGGAGAAGCACAGUCCUCCUGCCAAGCAAGAAGUUACCAAGACUUCUCCCCCACAGAAAUCACCGUCCAAGGGGUCGCCUAGCAAGAAGAAGGACGCCAAGAAACCCGUUAGUGGGAAGGCAUCAAUUGCUUCGUUCUUUUCCAACAAACCAGCUGCUUCUAAGCCAGCGGCUUCCACUCCGGCUAGUUCGUCAACUUCCGCCCCCGAUGUGAAGGAGGAAAAUACGUCCCCCAAGGAAGAACAAGCUCCCAAGGAAAAGACCAAAAUCGCCAAUGGAAAGCACGAAGACACGCCCCGGUGGAAGCGGAUGAUUUCGGACGAAUCCGACGGGGACGAUGUGGUUCCGAGUACGCCGCAGGAGAAGAAGGAACCCAGAAAGCGAGCCGGGAAGAAAACGAUGGCCGCCAAGAAGGGAACGGAUACGAAAGGAAAUCCUAGCAAACGGUCCCGGAUAUUGCAGGUGGAGGAUUCCAGCGAGGAGGAGGAAGAUGAGGAUCGGAACAUGCGUGAACCGGAGGAAAAGAUGAUCAAUUUCGAUACCGACGAAGGAGAAGCGGAGGAUGUUAAAAUGGAAGAGAAAAAGCAGCUCACUCCGGAGAAACCGGUCGAGAACGAUUCCAACAGUUUGAACCGGAAGGGACGGGCGAAGGUGAAGAAACAGGUUACUCGGAAUUUCAUGGACGAGGAAGGUUAUAUGACAACCAUCAAGGAAUACGUCAUGGUGUCCGCGUCGGAAGAUGAAGAAGGCGGCGAAGAAGUUCCGGCUAAAAAUUCGUCAGACGAGAAGAAGACAACCAACGCAAAGGAACCCACAACGAAUAGUAAGGCCAAGGCGGAUUCCAAAGCAGCUGGGAAGAAAGCGGAGAAAGUGACGCCGCCAGCCCCCAAAACGAAGCAGGGUUCGAUAAUGAGUUUCUUCUCUAAGAAGUAGCAGAAGUAGCAAAGGUAUGUUCAGUCUCAGUGUUGAAAGUAAUUAUUCCUGUUUAUCUAUCCAUCUAUCGUUUAGCUUAUCAACCGAAUUAUAGUUCGUUGUUCAUUAAUA